GGAAAGUAUAAAUUUAUAGAAUCUGAAAAUCGAAUCGAGCUGCACACAAAUAAAAACUGUCGCCAUAAAUCUCACCCUGACGUGUGUAGCGCCGCCCGUUGCCUCGCUAGAAGCCAGGGUUUGUCGUAAAGCAAUUUGCAAAUGGAUAGCGAACGUUCCUUCAAAGUGCCGCCGGAAACGGAGAGGUUUCUCUGCGAACGGUUGCUGGACGAAAAGCAGCCCAUAUCAGAGCGGUUUAGAGUCCUAUUUUCUCUCCGCAACCUCCGAGGCGUCGCACCCCGCACUGCGCUCAUCCAAGCAACUAGGGAUACUUCAAACCUGCUUGCACAUGAGGCAGCAUUUGCUUUGGGUCAGAUGCAAGAUGCUGAAGCUAUCCCUGCAUUAGAAGCUGUUCUAAAUGAUCUUUCGUUGCAUCCCAUUGUGCGCCACGAGGCUGCAGAAGCUCUUGGUGCAAUAGGCUUGCAAUGUAAUGCCCCACUUCUUAAGAAUAGUUUGGCUUCAGAUCCAGCUCAGGAAGUUAGAGAGACAUGUGAACUAGCCCUGAGUCGAAUUGAUGGGUUGAAGAAUACCUCUGUGACUGAGGCAUCCCCUUUCUUGUCAGUGGACCCUGCUGCUCCUGCUGCUUGUUCUUCUGUAGAAGAACUCAGGGAAGUUCUAAUGAACGAAGACAAGAGCAUGUACGAGCGGUAUUCUGCUCUUUUUGCUCUUAGAAACCUUGGGCAAGACGAAGCUGUUUCUGCUAUCGUUGAGUCUUUAGGUGCCAAUAGUGCUCUACUGCGGCAUGAGGUUGCUUAUGUCUUGGGCCAACUGCAGAACAAGAAAGCUUCAGAUGCACUUUCACAGGUUCUUAGAGAUGUAAAUGAACAUCCUAUGGUUCGACACGAAGCAGCAGAGGCUCUUGGUUCUAUAGCAGAUGAAGAAUCGAUUGCUCUGCUUGAGGAAUUUUCCAAGGACCCCGAGCCCAUCGUCUCACAGAGCUGUGAAGUCGCUCUCAGCAUGCUUGAGUUUGAAAAAUCGGGAAAAUCCUUUGAGUACCUUUUCAUGGAGACGCCUCAAGCUUCAUGCUAAGUGGAAUUUCUUGUUUUUCAACUUCACUAUUCUCAAGAGUGGUUCAAGAAUCAAACCCUCAACUAUUGUAGAGAUGGAAAUGAGGUUGCUCUAAUUUUGUCUACAUCUCUUAACUUAUGAAUUUGGCUUUCACCUUGUGAAGAUGACUUAUUUAUCGGCUACCCUCCUAUGCAUCUGUUAUAUUACUAUAUGAUUCUUCAUGGGAAUCAAUAUAAUUGAACGAUACAUAAUAGAGAAUUCAUUAUGUUAAAUAUAUAAAUUGUUUAGGGAUACAUUAUUUAUAAGUUGAGUGUAAAUUUGUAUCAACUUUUGUUAUUAACAAAUCGAUUAAAGUGAACCGAUAUGAUUUUGUUUC
Salvia splendens (bonfire salvia) is the source of this 1423-nucleotide messenger RNA. Its product is annotated as deoxyhypusine hydroxylase-B. The record is from RefSeq and is a predicted model, not a curated record. NCBI's taxonomy places the organism in Eukaryota, Viridiplantae, Streptophyta, Magnoliopsida, Lamiales, Lamiaceae. Gene Ontology annotation, biological process: peptidyl-hypusine biosynthetic process. Gene Ontology annotation, molecular function: deoxyhypusine monooxygenase activity. The transcript is spliced from 8 exons. Bases 142 to 1068 code for a protein of 308 amino acids.